CAGCCUGCUGGGUGGGGGCAGGGGGGGCUAGGGGGGGUUGUUUGAGCUCUAACUCACAUACUGUAAAAUUCUCUGACGUGUCCAAUUCAGUGGUUUUUAGUAUAUUCCCAAGGUUGUGUAAUCGUCACCCUUGUGAUUCCAGAACAUUGUCAUUAGCCCCCCAAAACAAAUGCCACACUGUCACUACCAGUUGAUUUCUGUCGCCAUUCUAGUCCUUCCCUCCAAGCCCAUGAGAACCCCUCCUGUACGGGGAUGUACCUGGCCCACACAUUGCACGAACGUGGAAUCAUGCGAUACGUGGCCCAUUGUUUCCCCUUAGCAUGUUUGUAAGACGCACUCGUGUGGUAGCAUGACCAGGACGUCAUGCCUUUUCAUGGCCCAGGCAACAGUGAGGCGUGUGGAUGGGCUCACUUGGUAUAUCCAUUCCUCAGUCGGGGGACGUUGGGACUGUUCUACUUUUUGGCUCUUAGGAUUACUGAUGCUAAGAGUAUUUGCGUACAGGUUUGUGUGUGGACAUCAGUUUUCAUCUCUGUUGGGUGUAAAUACCCAGAAGUAAGAUCUUAGAGCACCCCUGUUUACCUUUCUGAGGAACUGCCAAGCUUUCUUGUCCAAAGCGAACACGCCAUUUUGUAUUCCCAGCGGCCGGGCAUGAGGGUCCCCGGCUCUCCAUGUCCUCCCCCAGGUCCGUGAGCGUGCAUCCUUCUAGUACAGCGUGGCUGUUGAGUGGUGUCUUCAUUGUGGUUGGGAUUUGCAUUUUCCUAAAGAUGAAUGAUGUUGAACAUCUUUUCAGGCGUUUGUGGGCCAUCUGUACGUCUUCUUUGGAGACUUGUCUGUUCGGAUUCAGUUUGUAAUUGGGUUUUGUUUAUCACGGAGUUGUAAGAGCUCUUUUUGUAUUCCAGGUCCAGGUCCCUUAUCAGGUAUGUGACUUGCAAAUGUGUUUUCUCGUUCUGUUGGUUGUCUUUUCACUUUCCUGAUUGUCUCCUUUGAAGCAUGAAAGUGUCUUAAUUUUGACGAAGGCCGUUUUUAUCUGCCAGGUGCCAUUCGUAGGAAACCAUGACCUAAUCCGGGGAGCCCGUUAAUACUUAAGCCUUGCCUGUCCAGUCUGUUUCCGUAUGCCAACCGGCUGACCUGAGCCUUCACGUCACAGUCUCCCUAACACCGUAGGCCAUGUGGUUGUGGAACGAAAUUCUAGACCCCAGAGUCUCCCUGCCAGCUGAAGGCCGUGGGUGCGCCUAUCUCUCUGCGGACUUGGACAUCUCCUCCCCGAAAGAUGGAACUUGGACCUGGGAGUGUCUCCUGUUCCUGCCUGCUGGGAAGGUCCCUCACCUGGCCUUCGAGGUCGGCGUCCACGGUUGUCCCUUGCCUUCGGGACUGGCUCUCCUGUUUAGACAGGGUGGACUGGGCUAGCCGGGGCACACACAUGUAUGGUUUAGGUUCGGGCGUAGGGUCCAUAGGGUCGCAUAGUUGGGACAGGACAAGAACGGAAGAGUUGUUAGCAAGUAGUUGGAUUUUUAGGGACCCGUGGUUACCGCAGCUCCAUGAAGGGAAACUGCAUGGGGGAUGAUGUAGCAAGGUGAAGUUCAGUAGCGACCAUGUGAAGACUCUAGUGGGCCUCUGAGUACGGGGCAGCUUCCUAGCCAUCCUGGAGCCCUGGGUGUGGAUGGGGAUGUGCCCAGGAGCUGGCAGCCUGUUCUGUGAUGUGCCUGCCAAAAAGCGCUGCGUUAAUAGAGGUGUAACGUGUAAAAAAGAAGGUGGAUCCUUUCCUGUCUUCUAGCCAGAGGGGUACUCUCAGCAGCUGUGUGCUGGGCUGACCGCGCUCAGUAGACUGUGUGCGUUGAGUCUCUGUGCAUGGCCGGGGGCCUGGUACUUGGCCCAGAACCACACCACUGGUGCAGGCAGGAUUGGAACGGAGCCUGUACGCCUCACUUUUGGGACAGUGACACACUAGGAGGAUGACUGGACAUGGAGGCCUUGGACAGAGCCAUAGGAGGACGGGAGGGGACGGAGGAGUGGGUGAGGCUGAGCUGAGAGAGUUCUUCCGUGGGGAGUGCUUCCCUGGAAAGGGGACAAGGUCUCUGGGGAGAACCAGUUGAUAACGGGGUCUGGAAAACAGAUGUCCUCCCCUAAAAGAGCCCUUGUUGGUGGUUGCACUGGGAUGCCCAGGGUCCACCUGGGACGUAUGAAGGGGAUGUCAUCAUCCAGGCACAGGUGUUGGACUGCACCCCGGCUGUAGCCUCAGGCUCCAGUUCCAGCCCGGCUGCUUCCUGCUGGGGGCCCUGCUCACCGAGCCGUGCUGCCUUGUGUCAGCUGUUGUCAGUGAUAGAUCGUUCCAUGGUGACAGAUGCAUGUGAUGGCUGCACCCAGGCUGGACCAACUCCCUGCUUGUCGGGGAUCCUUUGUUGCCCUGGUGUGAACUCCCAUCAUCCCAGAGAGCACCUGCAUCUUUAAAAAAAAAAAAAAAAAAAAAGUCAGCCCACCACAACCACAAAUACAUUUGAGGGAGCAGGCUGGGCAUGGCGGUUGGGCCCCAGGGCUCAUCCCUGACCGUGCUCUCAGGAGCCAGGCAGGGGUCCUAUCUGCAGGAACCUCGAAGGUGCUGUGGAGGUGAGCUGGAAACAGGGACGCUGGGUGCCCCAUCGCCACCCUCAGCCCCGCCUUAGGGGACACGAGGGUCUGAGGUCUUCUUGCACGUGCCUGUGUCCGUCCUGUGUGCCCCCACAGGAGGGGGCCCCAUGCACGGUGGGUCUGAGGGCACUGCCCCAGCAGUGAGCGGAUGCACUGCGUCUGCAGAGUGCCCAUCACCCUCCUGGCGUUGGCCUGGGUCUUGCGUGCAGGAAGCCACCUGGGCGUCUCAGCCACCUGUGAUGCUCUCACUGCCCCUUCCCAGGUGAGAAAACCAAGGUGAGACCAGCAUUCCAGCCCAGGUCUGGCCUGGGCCCCUUGAGGCCAGGCUGCUUCCCCUUUUCCCGUGGCAGGAAGGAUGCCCACUUACUGGUAAUAAUGGGGGUGCUACUUAGAUUUAGAUUUGCUGGACGUAAAAUGGAGUCGGGGACUCGUAUGUAGAUGAAAUAGAAGUUUCCAGAGAAAUAGUAAGAUUUUUGAUUUUUUUUUUUAUUUAAACGGUUGGUAUUACCCGGAUAUGUGGAUAUGAACACACAGAUCUUGGUUUCAUUUGCUGGUGACACAGGGUACUGCAGGUGAGUCGCUGAGAAAUACACAUUCCUGGGCCUGGCCCCGGACUUGCAGUCAUAGGCUCCUCGGGAGGAGCUUUGAAAUCUGUUUUACAAGCUCCCCAUAAACAGCCGCCGUACAACCCAGCUAUUCCACUGCUAGGCGUAGACCCAAAAGAAUUGAAAACAGGUGUUUGAGCAAAAUCUGUACAUGACCUUUCACAGCCACACUAUUCACAAUGGCCAAAAGCUGAAAACAACCCAAAUGUGUGUGUCAGCAGAUGAGCGGAUGAACAGAAAGUGGCACAUCCUGACACCGAGACAUUUUUCAGCCACUAAAGGAUGAAGUACUGAUUCCUGAACCUUGACAACGUCCUGCUGAGUGAAGGAAGCCAGACACAAAAGGCCACAGAGCAUGUGAUCGUGUGUUUGUGAAAUGUCCGGGACAGGCGGCCGCAGGGACAGACAACUGGCUAGUGUGCAGGUGGGGGCAGGUAGCGACUGCUGAUGGGCACAGGGCUUUCCUUUGGGGGAUGGAAUGUUCUGGAACUCUGUGGUGGCGGUGCUUGCACAACAUUGUGAAUGCAGUCUGCCACAGGACUAUGCUUUUCAGGGGCUCAGAUGGUGGAUUUUACGUGAUUUACCACCCAAACCCCCACACCUCCCCAGGGGGUUCUUGUACCAGGCGUGGGGGCAGGGAGAGGCAGAGGGGCCCAGGGGUCAGGGGCCAGGCGCCGUCCUUACUGCCCUGCCAUCAGCCUGCUGUCUGCCUGCUGAAACAGCACCCCCCUCCUUUGGCUGCGAGGGUGCAGUGCCCUCCCUUCACCCACAGCUGGGUUCCGGGUCCUAAUUUGGGGCACCAGCCCCUCAUUGGAGGGGGUGGACAGCAACACUUGGCACGGCCUGUGCCCUUGGGCCGUGUGUCACCCAGAGGCCCAGCCCCUGCCCUGAGUGUGGGGCGGAGGCGGGUGGGUGGGGGUCCUGGACCUCCAGCCUCUCUGAGAGGCCCGAGCGUCAGAACCCAGGGUAUUGGGUGAAUCCGUUUCCUGUUGCCACUGUGGCAAGUUUCUGUGAAGUUGGGGCCGAAAACACAUUUAGUCUCCUAUAGUUCUGGCGGUUGGAAAGCCAAAAUCAGCCUCUGGGCUGAAAUCAGGUGUGGGCGGCGCUGGCUCCCUCCCGAGGCUCCCGGGGAGAACCAGUUUCCCGCCUUUCCCAGCCUCUAGAGGGGCCUGUGUUCCUCGGCUCCCGGCCCCUCCCCACCUCCAAAGUCCUGACCCCACCUUCUCCCCCCUGACCUCUGACCUUUCCUGUGUCCCUGUGGUCAGGGCGCUGGGGUGAUACUGAGGGCCCAGCCGGCCCAGGUAGGACACUCGCACCAUCUCAAGGUCCCUAAUUGUCAUUGGCAGAGUCCCUUUUGCUGUGUCCAUUCACGCGUUCACAGGUCUGGGAUCGGGAUGAGGACAUCUUCACGAGCUGUCAGUCCGCCGAGCACGCUGGGUCCUUCUGUCCCCGAGCUGUGGUGCAUUUGCGCAAGAGAACUGCGGGUCCUUGGUUAGCUGCUGCGGGUGGACCUGCCCAUGACAGGCCACCGGCUCCUGGCGCCUGAAGAGCUGAGGCUUCUCUGCUUCCGCGGCUGGUUCAGCCCAGCUGGCUUCUGUUAAGCUGCCCGAGGCCUGGGGCAAAUGCCGAGGGUAAGGGGGGGGGGGCGUGGGCCCAGGGGCACAGUGAGGCAGGGUCCCUUCCUGCAAAGAACAGUGCUCCUCCUACACAUCACCUUAGCAGCUCUGGGGGGGCUUUGUGGCGAUCCGGAUGCCCGCCCCAGAACACGGUCACCGAAGCUCUGAGGGUGAGUCCGGCUCUGGUUCCUCUAGAAGAGUUCCUUGGGCAGCCAGUGUUGAGAACGUUCUUCCAGAAGCUCAGAAUCAGACCGAGGGAAAGACACAUAAAUGCCAGUAAUGGAAUUUGACAUGCACUAUUCCCAAUGACACCUACUGCUCACUUCUGUGCCGAGAGCACAUUCUCCUGAGUCCUCCCAACGUCCCUGUGGGGUGGGAGCUGUUGUGAUCCCAUUUCCCAGGUGGUCCCAGCGAGGCCCAGACCCAGACUGCAGAGCCAGUGCACGAGGGGACCUGGGACCUGCCCUCAUCCACCUUCCAGAACUUUCUAAGGGGUAUGAGCACCAAGGUCCAGGGUAACAAGUGAGGUCUUUCUCCCUGCAGUUCUGAACCUAUCAGGUGACCCAUACUGUGUGGAGAAGGAAAGGAGCUGGACCCUGGAGAAGAAUGACAGGGUCAUGGAUGGUCUGACAAGGUCAGUUGAUGACAGGUGCUCCCCUUUUGGGAUGACGCAGAAGGGGGACGGCUCCCGCGUGGGGGCACUGGGCUGAGCCACCACCUGCCUGGUGCUCCGAGGUGCCAGUGUGCACCCCACCCGAGCCAGCCGCCCGCCCGCAAGGAUGGGGCCCCCCCGGGCGCCUCUCCACAGCAGCCCAGCUGGAAAGGUCACUCAGCCCUGGGAGGCCCUGGGAGGCUGGCAGGGGGUGCAUAUCAAAGCCUCUCAGAACUAAGAGGUUUUCCUCACUGAGUGGAAUUUCACAGCCCAGUGGCCAAUUUCUAAGUCAUGCACGUUAAUGGGCAGCUAAUGAGGUGUCCAGGCAGGGACCUUGAGGUGCCCCAGGCUCCAGAGCCCAGAUUAAGAAGUACAAAGCCAGCCGCUGGUGAGGCUCUUGAUCCCCUCUCACUGCCUUGGGGAGGACGUGAGGGGAGCCGGUCAGAGCUGUGCAGCUUUUGAGGCUUGAGCUGGGCUUGCUCUCUGCCCUCCAGUUGCCUGGGCUGCUGCCCAGCUCCACCUACCUUCCCCAGGUGCCCACCACCCUCCUCGGGGGGCCGAUGACCUCACUGGGUUCCUGGAAAACCUCCAGAAGGAGGAGGUGGGGUUUCAAUGUCUCCUACAGCAAGAAAGGCCUUUCCCAGGUGCCUGAUCUGGGUCCCUACCCUGGGGGACAGCAGAACACAGAGGCCUUCCCGGGACCCCCAGCUGACCCUUCAUGGGGACUCCCCACUCCCCUGAAUGCCUCCCCUCCUCCCUUCACCAAGGGUGCACAGACUUGUCACCUUCAUCCCGGGAGCUCCUCCAGAUGCCCCUGCUCCUGGAGCCUUGUGGUCACUCCUCCCUUUGGACCGUGCCUAUUUGUUUGGUCCUGAUCUCCUCACAGGUCGCCCCUUCCUCCAGAGUGGAGACCUCUUUCACCUCCGAUUGGCUCUGAGUCAGUGUUUGUCGAAUGACUGUCCGACAGAAUGACUGAGAACACACUCAGACCCCAGAUACAUGGGGAGCAGGGUGCUGAAUAGUGUGCCCUAGAGCCGUGGAUGUGGAAAAGGGGUCUCUGCAGGUGCAGUGAAGGUAAGGAUCUGGAGAUGAGAUCAUCCUGGGGAGGUGGCAUGUGAAGAUGGAGCCUGGAGUCCUCAGGAGCUGGACGAGGCAGGAGGGGUUACCCACUGGAGUCUUCGGGGAGCGUGGCCCUGCCAGCACCCCCUCGGGAUUUGAUGUGAGGGCUCAGUGAGAUGCCUGGCACCAGCUGCGGGGCCAGGCUCCCAGCACUGCUCAGCUGGUGGCAGCGAGUGCUGCUCGAGAUGUGGUCCAGCUGUGCACUCCCGGGCCACCAUCCCAGGUCCCUUUUGAGGUCCGUGCUAACAGGCUGGUCACUUGGCGGGCCCCGUGCUUACUGAACAUGCUCUGUGCAGGGCCAGCAAAGGUACAGUCAGUCUGCUGGUGACCACACGGAGAAGAAGCCCUCGGCGCUGAUCUGGUGUCUGUCAGAUAAGGACUGAUUGGGUGAGGCUCCAGGGCCUUGGAGAUGUUUAACUUCAAGCCGCAGUCCUCAAGAGGUGGUCCCUGGACCAGCUCUGCCCGCAUCACCGGGAAGCUGGUUAGAAAUGCAGAUUCCCAGACCCACUGAGUCAGAAGCACUGGGUUGUGACACGCUCUCGGGGGGGGGACUCGAAGCUGGGUGUCAGGAGUGAGCAGGUUCACAUUUGCAAUUCGAGGUGUGACGUUCGUGAAUGUGCAUUUUCCAGAAAGGACAGUUCCCUGUACUCUGCCAUCUUAGCUGACCGUGUCUUAGGUCGGAGACGUGGUGUCUGCUCAAAGUAUGGUCCGGACCAGCAGCACCUGACCCCCCGGAGCCUGUGAAUAUUGUGGAAUCCUGGCUCCACCCAGGUGCGAUGAAUUAGAAUCUGCCUCUUAACAAGACCGCAGGUGAUUCGUGUGCACGCUCGUUUCAGAGGAUCUCGAGGAAGCACCUGCUGACUGCCCGGGGCCUUUGCACGCACUUGAGUCUACAGCGGCCCCACAGCCCACUUUGAGCUGCAAGGUGGGCAGACAGAUGGGAAACUAGGCUCGGAGAGAUCACACACUGAGCAAGUGUGGACACUGAGGUCCGAGCUCUCUCCAGGCCCGCUUCCUCAGACUGGGGUCUGUGGUGAGAGGAGGUGCAGGCCUGCCCCUUGAGCUCUCCCAGCUGCGCCCCCUCCGACCUUCAGGCCGCCAGGAAAGCCCCGCCUCCUGGGAGGGGCCUUCACCCGGGUGGGGGAGGGGAGGGAGUCUUAAGACCCCUCCUCAGGCUGGGAGUCUCAGAAGCCGCAAGCUCUUGGGAUGGAUGGCUCUGGUCUCUUGUCCUUGUCCCCUUAGGUGUGGGGAUGUGACCCCAGUAUAUGCUUUCUAAGGCUCCCUUAAUUCCUGAUUGGUUUACCACCCCCUGGCAGAGCUAGAAUUUUCCUUCUUCCAGCCGUGGGGCCCCAGGAAAUGCAGCUGAAGCACCUGGAGCAAGCCUGAGCCCCGUCCCUGAUGGCUGAGGACUGACUGGUCACCUUGAAGUGGUAUUUGCGGCCAUGGAGGGGGGGCCGGGCGGCCGCCCAGGCCUCCCAGAGAAGCCGGUCCCUGUGGCCGCCAGCCCCGCUCUGUCCUCGCUGGGCGCCGUCUUCAUCCUCCUGAAAUCCGCGCUGGGGGCUGGCCUGCUCAACUUCCCCUGGGCCUUCUGCAAGGCGGGCGGGGUGGCCCCCGCAUUCCUGGUGGAGCUGGUUUCCUUGGUCUUCCUCAUCAGCGGGCUGGUCAUCCUGGGCUACGCGGCCUCUGUUAGCGGUCAGGCCACCUACCAGGGCGUGGUUGGAGGGCUGUGCGGCCCCACCAUUGGGAAGCUGUGUGAGGCCUGCUUCAUUGUCAACCUGCUCAUGAUCUCCGUGGCCUUCCUCAGGGUGAUUGGGGACCAGCUGGAGAAGCUGUGUGACGUCCUGCUGCCCAGCGCCCUGCAGCCCUGGUAUGCCGAGCAGCGCUUCACCCUGCCCCUGCUCUCCGCGCUGGUCAUCCUGCCCCUGUCCGCCCCGCGGGAGAUCGGGUUCCAGAAAUACACGAGCAUCCUAGGCACCCUGGCCGCCUGCUACCUGGCUCUGGUCAUCGUGGUGCAGUACUACGUCGGGCCCCAAGGCCUCGUUCGUGAGACCCGCCCUGCAGUGAGAGCCGCCUCCUGGACAUCCGUAUUUAGAGUCUUCCCGACCAUCUGCUUUGGAUUCCAGUGUCAUGAAGCUGCCGUGUCCAUCUACUGCAGCAUGCACAACCAGAGCCUCUCCCACUGGGCCCUGGUCUCCGUGCUGUCCCUGCUGGCCUGCUGCCUCAUCUACUCGCUGACCGGGGUUUAUGGCUUCCUGACCUUCGGGACAGACGUCUCUGCCGAUAUCCUGAUGUCCUACCCGGGCAACGACGUGGUCAUCAUCGUGGCCCGGGCUCUCUUCGGGGUCUCCAUCGUGACCGUCUACCCCAUCGCACUCUUCCUGGGGAGGUCCGUGAUGCAGGAUUUCUGGAGGAGGAGCUGCUGCUGGGCAGGUGGGCUCGCGGCCCUGGCGGAGCCCUCGGGGCCGUGGGUCCGGGGGCUGCUGACCGUGCUAUGGGUAGCCGUGACGCUGGCCCUGGCCCUGUUCCUGCCCGACCUCAGCGAGAUCAUCGGCAUCAUUGGGGGCAUCAGUUCCUUCUUCAUCUUCAUCUUCCCAGGUCUGUGCCUCGUUCAUGCUGCCAGCGUCGAGCCCAUGGCUCCGAACGUCAAGUGCUGCUUGGAAGUGUGGGGAGUGGUCUCCGUGCUUGUGGGCACCUUCAUCUUCGGGCAGAGCACGGUGGCCGCGGUCUUGGAACUCUUCUGAGCGGGAGGGGGUCGGCCUGGCCUCCACGCGGCGCCGGUGUGGCUGCCCCCGUGUCCAGCUGCGACCCGUGUCCUUUCAUUAUAAAGAUGCUGCGGAAACGGACCCGUCCUGUCUUCUAAGGUUGCUCAUUUGGGCUUGUGCGGGUUCAGGGGGUUUCAGGUGCAGUGCUGAGGAGGGUGUACUGACGUCCUGGGGCUCCCCUAACAGAAGGCCACACGCUGGGGGGCUUCAGACACAGUCCCGGAGGGGGGCGGUCUGAGACUGAGGCGUGGCCAAGACCGUGCUCCCUCUGAAGGCUCUGGGCGAGGGCCCUCCCGCCGCCUGCAGCCCCUGGUGUUGCUGGCCACCCUUGGUAUUUCUUGGCCUGUAGACACACCCCUC
Mirounga angustirostris (Northern elephant seal) is the source of this 9739-nucleotide messenger RNA. It is a transcript of the gene SLC38A8, whose product is annotated as solute carrier family 38 member 8. The record is from RefSeq and is a predicted model, not a curated record. NCBI's taxonomy places the organism in Eukaryota, Metazoa, Chordata, Mammalia, Carnivora, Phocidae. Bases 8060 to 9358 code for a protein of 432 amino acids. The transcript is spliced from 12 exons. Gene Ontology annotation, biological process: amino acid transmembrane transport. Gene Ontology annotation, molecular function: L-amino acid transmembrane transporter activity.